AUGGCACCUAUCAACCCCCCUGUCUCAGCGCAAGAGCUUGAGAUUCUUUCAACAAAGGCGAUUGCAGCGAAAGCGUCCGCCUACUGUCCUUACUCUAAGUUCCGCGUCGGCGCGUGUAUUCUUACCACGUCGGGCGAAUUUGUGGUUGGCGCCAAUGUCGAAAAUGCCGCAUACCCAGUAGGAACGUGUGCAGAGCGAGUCGCAUUCGGUACUGCAGUUGUGGCGGGACAUAAAGAUUUCAAAGCGCUUGCUGUUGCUACAGACAUUAGGCCAGCGGCUUCGCCCUGUGGAAUGUGUCGGCAAUUUAUUCGCGAGUUUACCGGUCCUUCAUUCCCAGUGUACAUGUAUGAUGUUGAUGGAUCAUAUGUUGUCAAAACGAUGGAUGAGGCACGUCAUUCCUUCUGA
This is a messenger RNA of Penicillium angulare, 405 nucleotides long. RefSeq names its product cytidine deaminase. The record is from RefSeq and is a predicted model, not a curated record. Gene Ontology annotation, molecular function: zinc ion binding; cytidine deaminase activity. The transcript has 3 exons. Gene Ontology annotation, cellular component: cytosol. Lineage: Eukaryota; Fungi; Ascomycota; Eurotiomycetes; Eurotiales; Aspergillaceae. The coding region runs from base 1 to 405 and encodes 134 amino acids.